Closterium sp. NIES-65 is the source of this 1470-nucleotide messenger RNA. NCBI's taxonomy places the organism in Eukaryota, Viridiplantae, Streptophyta, Zygnematophyceae, Desmidiales, Closteriaceae. The record is from the annotation of a GenBank genome assembly.
AUGCUCGUCUGCAUAGCGUGGCGUCUGCACAUCUGCAUGGCUGCAUGUCUUGGCAUUUGGUCUGCUGCAACACCGCAGGCUGCAGAGGCGACUGGUGGGUGGCGGCUGGUGCGGGGCGAACGCGGACGGGAUGGUCUGCUGUUGUCUGCAUGUGCAGGACGCACUGAUUGGUGUCUGGUUUGUUGCACUACUGCGGGCUCCAGUGGCGGGCGCGCGGGAGGUUCUGCGCUCGGUGGGCGCAUGGCGACCGGUGGGAUGGUCGCCAGCGGGGCGGACGUGGUUGACAUGUGGCGUCUGUUUUACAGCCACAAUGGUACUGGCGCGGGUGGGUGCACUGUGGGGUGUGGUGGACGCGUGUUCGGUGGCCGGGUGUGUGUCCGGGCAUGUGGCGGGCUUGGACGGGAGUGCACGAGCGGGGGAGAGUGUGUGCUGCAGCUGCACGCGUCUGCUGAGACAGACAAGGGCGUGGAGGGGGCAACACUCGCGGUGGGAAUGGGCGGAUGGGCGCAAGCGCGGAUGGGCGCACGGCGCAGAUGGGCGCACGGCGCGGGUGGGCGCACGGCGCGGUUGGGCGCACGGCGCGGUUGGGCGCACGGUGCGGUUGGGCGCACGCUGGAUGGGCGCACGUUGGAUGGGCGCACGUUGGAUGGGCGUACGUUGGAUGGGCGCACGUUGGAUGGGCGCACGUUGGAUGGGCGCACGUUGGAUGGGCGCACGUUGGAUGGGCGCACGUUGGAUGGGCGCACGUUGGAUGGGCGCACGUUGGAUGGGCACACGUCGGAUGGGCGCACGUUGGAUGGGCGCACGUUGGAUGGGCGCAUGGCGGAUGGGCGCAUGGCGGAUGGGCCCAUGGCGGAUGGGCCCAUGGCGGAUGGGCCCAUGGCGGAUGGGCAUAUCUGCACGUCUGCUGGGACAACCACAGGCUGCACUGGUUUUGACACUCGCCAACAAUCCUUGCAUGUUGAUGAGAUAAGCUGGUGGGACGCGUGGGAGCGGGACACUGGCGCGGCUGGCCGCAUGGCGGAUGAGUGUUUGGGCGGGGUGGCGGCGGGCGUGGGGGCGGACGGGCGGGGUGGCGGACAUGUGGCUUCCGCGCCUGCACGUGCAACCGCAGGCAGCUGGGCUGCUUGGGACCAUUGGGCGAUGUGGAGUGGCUGCAGAUGGGACGAGAGGGAGAAUGAUGACCGCGUGGAGUUUAUGCACGAGUUGGUUGUGGUGGUCUGCACGUCUGCUGCUAUGCAUGUACUGGCGAGUGGGACGGUGCAGGGCGAGUGGGACGGUGCAGGGCGAGUGGGACGGUGCAGGGCGAGUGGGACGGUGCAGGGCGAGUGGGACGGUGCAGGGCGAGUGGGACGGUGCAGGGCGAGUGGGACGGUGCAGGGCGAGUGGGACGAGUGGUGUGUGGCAAUGCGAGGGAUUGGGAUCGAGAGGGAAGUUCGCCUGAAAGAGGUCUGGCGGAGGAGUUCUUGA